Messenger RNA from Nymphaea colorata (pocket water lily), 1858 nucleotides. Its product is annotated as transcription factor TCP20-like. Gene Ontology annotation, cellular component: nucleus. The transcript has 2 exons. NCBI's taxonomy places the organism in Eukaryota, Viridiplantae, Streptophyta, Magnoliopsida, Nymphaeales, Nymphaeaceae. Gene Ontology annotation, molecular function: sequence-specific DNA binding; DNA-binding transcription factor activity. Bases 505 to 1419 code for a protein of 304 amino acids. The record is from RefSeq and is a predicted model, not a curated record.
UCUACUUGUUAUCCGGGUAAAGAAAGCCUUUUCUCUCACAAGAGUAGAAUUUUUAAGGCUUACUUUCUCUUUAGUAACUCGGUGGCUCCUGUCUCUCUGACUUUGGAUAGAAUCUCUCUCUUUAGUAACUUGGUACAAAGCUCGGCUCUCUCUGUCUUCUCCUCUCUCUCUCUCUCUCUCUCUCGCAUCUUGGUAAAACCAUUGAAGUCUACCUUCUCUCUCGAGUGGCUUUUCGUACCUCCCUCCCUCUCUCUAUCUAGAACCAUAGAUGUCUACCUUCUCUCUCUAAUAGCUUUUGGUACCUCACUCUCUUCUUCCCUCUUGCUGUUUCCUUUCUUUUUCCUUCUGCUUGCUUUUCCUAUUCUUUCUUUUGAAACCCCCGGAGUUCGUCCUGAUCACAGACCCUUACUGGUAUAAACAAACAGUGAAAACCCAUGAAAAUUUAAUCUUUGGAGGUCCGUCUUUUACGCAGAAAAGGACUAUCUUUUUUUUUUUUCCCGCUGAAUGGAUCCCAAGGGUUCUUCAAAGGGGCCAUCUCAGGAGGUGCCCAAGUUCCAUCAAGCGCUGGGCCUGCCGAGGGACAACAAGAUGGAAUCCAAGGAUUUGCAGAUAGUGGCGGCCGAGAAAGAAGAAGGAAAGAAGCAGCUCGCCCCCAAAAGAAGCUCCAACAAGGACAGGCACACAAAGGUGGAUGGGAGAGGGAGGAGGAUCAGGAUGCCUGCUCUGUGUGCAGCCAGGAUCUUUCAACUCACAAGAGAAUUAGGCCACAAAUCUGAUGGAGAGACCAUACAGUGGUUACUGCAGCAGGCGGAGCCAUCCAUUAUAGCAGCCACUGGAACCGGCACCAUCCCCGCCUCAGCCCUUGCAGCUGCCGGCGGCUCCAUGUCUGCACAGGGGAGCUCUGUGUCUGCUGGCCUCCAUCAGAAGAUGGAUGAGUUGGGCCAUGGAGUUGGAGGUGGAAGGAGCAAUUGGGCGAUGACAGUGGGCAGAUCUCAUUCAGCUACUGGUAGUCUAUGGCCUGGUGUCAGUGGUUUCACAUCUGGAUUUUUACACUCUUCUGCCCCUUCAACAUCUAACUUGGGUUCUGAAAAUAUCAAUUUCAUACCAAGAAUUGGUUUUUCUGGGUUUGAAUUGCCAAGCACCCAUCUUGGGCCUGUGAAUCUGAGCUCAAUCUUGGGUACCCACAACCAAUCUCUUCCAGGAUUGGAGCUUGGGCUUUCUCCUGAUGGUCAUAUUGGGGUACUAACCUCCCAGGCAUUGAAUUACUACCAUCAGAUGGGGCAGAACAGAGGUGGUCAAAUUCAGCAACAGCAACAGCAGCAGCAACAACAACAACAGCAGCAGCAGCAGCAGCAACAACAACAGCAGCAGCAGCAGCAGCAAACUAGUAAGGAUGAUUCGCAGGGAUCACGACAUUAGCGAGUGUGUAGAUUGCUGGUUUGAGAAGACACAAGCUGCACAUAUCUUUCUAAAGCAGUGGAAAGAGACCUUGCUGAUCCAGUCUUUGUUGGAAUUGCCAUCUAUGCUGGAAUCGGGCUUGUGCUUUGCUUUCUUUCCCUGCAAAGGUUUCAUCAAGGUCUCAAAAUACAGGGGAACACUCGAAAGAUGGAUUGCUUCUUGAGAUUGGAUCUCUUUUCCCUUUUUGUCUUUGAUCUUUUAUGUCAAGGUGUGUUCAUAAGAGCAAAAAACGGUAAAAAAAAAAAAACCAUUGUUGGUUAUUCGUUAUCAAGUUUAGGUGGAUUGGUGAUUGGCUUGGUUUCAAAGAACUUAGGAUUCAAGACUCAGAAGUAUGCAAGUUAUAUAAUUUUUAAGGUAGAGUUUGUAAAGUACAGAAAUAAUAUAUAUUCUGUUUUGCAUU